GCAUCUUCUUCGUCGCAGGGGCUGGCCUUGAAUCCAUGCUCAUCAGCGCUCGCGCUCUCAAGACACUUGCGCGACCUGCUUCAAUCGCUCUUCGACAAUCCCCAACGCCCCAUCUCUGGCGAUUCUCGCACACAUCGGCGCGGCGCCAAAUCGAUCCUUUGACUACGGACAUGACGCCUGCGAGGUCGGUGCCGCCCUCGGCGCCCUUUCCCACAAAUGGGCUGCUACCAAAGGAGACGACACAGGCCCUGUCAUUUCUCAAGAAGUACCCAGAGUGCGACGGCCGUAAUGUGCGGGUGGGCAUUCUAGACACAGGCGUCGACCCUGCGGCGAUUGGGCUGAGCGGCCGUGGCAAGAUGGUCGACGUCAUCGACUGCACCGGCUCGGGCGAUAUUGCCCUGGCUGAAGUCAAGCCUGUCUCGACGGACUCGAGCGGCAUCAAGGUCGUAUCGCCCACAACCGGCCGCACCCUGGUUCUGUCGGCACAGCUCAAGAAUCCAACUGGCUCUUGGCUGCUCGGGGCGCGGCCUGCCUAUGCACUCUGGCCGGACGAUCUGGUCAGCAGGAGAAAGGUAGAGAGAAAAAGGGAAUUUGACGUCGAGCACGGCCGGCUCGUUGGCCAGGUUCAGAAGGAGCUCUCGGCGCUCGAGCAGGCAGCCGAUGAGCACCUCGAAGGCGAAAAAAUUGAAGCUGCAAAGGCGGCCAGAGCGCAGCGCAAGGAAGAGCUCAAGAACAAGCUCGCCGUGCUCAAGGACCUGGCCACCAACUACAAGGACCCAGGACCCAUCAUCGAGACGGUCGUCUUCCACGACGGCACCCACUACCGUGCCGUUGUUGGUGGCGCAGAGGGCACCUUCCACGACCCGUCCCAGGGGCUUCCUCAUGACCAGCUCAAGCUCCUCAAGGACUCCACCCUGGACAUGACAAAGUCACUUGCGCUGACAGAUUUUCGCUUCGAGAAACAGCACGCCGAAUUUGGCGAGGCCGACAUGCUCACCUACUCGGUCAACAUUCUCACCGACGAUACAGACUUGCAACAGGCCAUUGAGGCACCCAAGGGCAAAGCCAUUGGACUGUCCCUCGUCGUCGUGUCUGGUUCGCACGGCACACACGUCGCUGGCAUCGUCGGCUCUCAUCGCACUGAUGAUGAAGAACAGAAUGGCGUCGCGCGUGGCUGCGAAAUUGUCAGCCUCAAAAUUGGCGACACUCGCGUCAAGUCGAUGGAGACGCAGCAGGCCCUCUUGCGAGCAGCCCAGGCUCUCGUGGCGACAAAGUGUGACAUUGCCAACAUGUCCUUUGGCGAAGCCGGUGCCUUUGGUGUUGAGAACAAGGGCCUAUUUGCCCAGAUUUUGAGGGACUUUGUCAUUCGUCAGAGAGACAUUCUCUUUAUUUCGAGUGCCGGCAACGCCGGCCCUGCUCUCACCACAGUCGGUCAACCCGGUGGCACAACGUCGGGCAUCUUGAGCAUCGGCGCGUACGUCGAUGCCGGCGCCAUGCAGCAGGCUGAGUACGCACUCGUGGAAAAGAACGUGCCUUCGUCGGCUACGACCUGGUGCUCCCGCGGUCCAACGGUCGAUGGCGCAAAGGGCGUCGACGUAUAUGCGCCUGGAGCUGCUAUCACGUCGAUCCCACGCUACUGCCUUUCCGCCACGAUGCUCGCCAACGGCACUUCGAUGUCUUCGCCGAAUGCUUGCGGCAGCAUCGCUCUACUCCUGUCGGGCAUGAAGAAGGAGGGCAUUCCCAUCACCGCUGCCAGGGUCUACAAGGCCAUUCGUGCCACGGCAAAAGACGUGUCCGACGAUCUCGGCGUGCCAUUCAUCCAGGUCGACAAGGCUUGGGACUACCUCGUCGAGCAUCGAGACAGGCCAGAUCAAGACGCAGAAUUUCGGGUUGCCGUGACGCCGGCGGGCAAGCUGCCGGGAAAGCCUACAGACCAGAGGGGCAUCUACAUACGCGAAAAGAACUUUACCCAGAAGGUGAACCAGUACAGCGUCACUGUCAAGCCGACCUACAAGCCAUUUGGCGAGCCAGAAAGGGCCUACGAUCUUCAGCUGCCCGUUACACUCAUUGCGACGGAGCCGUGGGUCAAGAUUCCUGACUACCUCUUCCUCGGCGGCAAUGGGCGGACGUUUGAAGCCCGUGUCGAUGCCACACAGCUCUCGCCAGGCCUGCACAACGCCCUGAUUGAGGGAUACGACUCCAACACGCCUGGUCGCAAACUCUUCGACGUCCCAGUCACGGUGGCCAAGCCCUUGGUUCCUCAAGGCCCCACGGUCAACUUCAAGGGUGUUCGUCUGGCCACGGGAACUGUCGACCGUCGCUUCAUCCACGUACCAGAGGGUGCGACAUGGGCCGAGCUCCGCUUCCGAACCUCAAAACAUGAGAUCCCGGGCACCUCAGUUCGAUGCUGGGUCCAUGCGGUGCAGCUCGAGCCCCAGCAGCGGCUGGGCAACGUUGAGGGGGCCUAUGUCAUGGCCAUGAACGAGAACGAGCCGGUGACCAAGAAGAUGACGGUUAAGGCGGGCAUGACGAUGGAACUUGUCCUUUCGCAGUUCUUCACCAAUGCUGCCGGCUUCGAUCUCGAUGUCGAUGUCGAAUUUCACGGCAUCACCGUCUCACACCUUCUUACCGGUCGGGACGAGCUCACAAUCGUGGGCGGCGACGGCAUCGUCCGCCUCGAGUGCAUCUCCAACUUGCGCAUCGAGGACCUGAAACCAUCGGUCACGUUUGAUCAGCGCAGGAUCUAUGUCCGCCCAACUUCGAGCGAAAUUGUACCCUUGCUUUCCGCUCGCGACCGCCUGCCGUCUGGCAACAACACGGCGGAGCUCAUCAUGACGUAUCCAAUCGACCUCAAAGAGGAAGCCAACAAUCUCUCCUUCUCGCUUCCCCUCAGUGACCACCUCUACGACAGCGACGUUCCGAUGCUGACGCAGCUGUACGACAUCAACAAGAAACGUGUCCAGUUUGGCGACGUCUAUCCGAAGAAAAUCGAAAAGCUUCCAAAGGGCUCCUACACGCUUCAGGUUCAGCUUCUGCAGCAGAGUGUUGCAGCGCUAGAGAAGCUCAAGAACAUGACCCUGCGCGUGGAUCAGAAGCUGAGCAAGCCCGUCGAGAGCGUCAGUCUGUACCCGGACAUUGUCGACCAGUUCGGGCCUGGAAAGCCUUACAAGGAUCAAGGCCAGGUCAAGCUGCACCCUGGCGAGAGAAAGGUGCUGUGCAUGGACACGAACCUGGAAGGCGAGGCACUGCCUAAGGAGGCGCAGCCUGGUGAUCUUCUUCUUGGGACGCUGUCCUUCGCGGCAGAAGGAAAGACGACUCUCCGCUAUCUCGUUCCACCUGCGCCCAAGAAGGCGCCCACGGAAGAAGGCAAGAAGCCGGACCCAACGGUUGCAGAGCUCCUCACGGGCCUGGUUGGCAAGGUGGCUGAGUCCGACAAGAAGAGCUUCCUGGACAAUCUCGUCAAAGAGUAUCCCAACGACUUGGGUGUGCUCGUGGCCCGUCUCGAGUCAUUGAAGGCAGACGACAAGGAGGAUUCCGCCCAGGUGCUCGCCGCCGCCGACGCUGUCCUAAAACAUGCCGACGUCGAUGAGAACCGCAUCCUCAUCUCCCUCGGCUCCAAGCGGCUUCCUGCCUCGGAGCAGACACCAGAGCAGAAGGAAGAAGCUCGCAAGAUGGAAGAACGGAAGAAGGCUCUUGUGACGGCCCUCAAUCGUCGCACGCGUGCGCUCCUGGCCAAGGAAGAGGAAAAGUCGACCAAGGACUUUGAAGAGACGUUUGAGCGAUACAGGAAGCUCGUCGACGCUUCCGACAAAGAUUUUGCGAGCGUGUAUUCACGGUGGGCCAUCAUUCACGAGCGCUACGGAACGGCGCUGCAAGCGACACGAAAGCUCAUCAAGGAGCUGGGCGCAGGCACCGCUGAGACCGUCGUCGAGCUCAACAAGGCCCGCCAGCUCGAGCGCGAUCUCUAUGCCAAGCUGGACUGGAAGCUGUGGAGUGCCAUUGGUGACAGACACAGGGUCCUCGAAAUCGCUUCAAAGUACCUGUCUUUCUGAAAUAAGAGAUUCUAUGAGCAAUAAAAUGAUGGCGUGGUAGACACAUUCGGUGAACC
Molecule: messenger RNA, 4108 nt
Organism: Acaromyces ingoldii
Lineage: Eukaryota; Fungi; Basidiomycota; Exobasidiomycetes; Exobasidiales; Cryptobasidiaceae
Product: subtilisin-like protein
Exons: 3
Coding region: 36-4052 (1338 amino acids)
Biological process (GO): proteolysis
Cellular component (GO): cytosol
Molecular function (GO): tripeptidyl-peptidase activity; serine-type endopeptidase activity
Source: RefSeq, a predicted model, not a curated record